Messenger RNA from Ruditapes philippinarum (Manila clam), 2142 nucleotides. RefSeq lists its product as uncharacterized. The record is from RefSeq and is a predicted model, not a curated record. Bases 1 to 1485 code for a protein of 494 amino acids. Gene Ontology annotation, molecular function: zinc ion binding. NCBI's taxonomy places the organism in Eukaryota, Metazoa, Mollusca, Bivalvia, Venerida, Veneridae. The transcript is spliced from 2 exons.
AUGUCAAUUGACAAUAUUGAUACAUUUUCAAAUGAAGAUUUGUGCAAUCUUACAGGUUUGAACAAAGAACAGUUCUUAGAUUUAUGCUCUAUUACUGAAGAACAUGUUAGAAAUACGCCAGUUAGAAGCAACAUUACUACACUGGGUAUAUUUCUGUUUAAACUUAAGUCUGGAUUGUCAAACAAAAUGCUUUCAACACUUUUUAAUGUAUCUAAAUCAAGCAUAAAAAGAGCAGUACAUACAAUCAGAAAAGUGCUUGUUUCUGAACUUGUUCCUAAAUAUCUUGGCUUCCAGCACAUAUCAAGGGAAGAAAUUAUAAAAAGCCAUACUCGUUCCCUAUCACAGUCACUACUUGCAAAAAAUGCCAGCCAAGCUAUAAUUGUAUUAGACGGAACAUACAUAUAUAUUAGAAAAAGUACAAACUUCAAAUUCCAAAGACGUUCUUAUAGUGUACAUAAAGGGCGGCCACUUGUUAAACCUUUGGUAAUAGUUAGCACUACUGGAUACUUUAUUUCUGUAUUAGGACCAUAUCUUGCAGAUUCUAAAAAUAGUGAUUCAGGAAUUUUAAACCAUGCAGUAAGAAAUAACAUAGAGGAAAUCAAAAAUUGGGCUCAGCCAAAUGAUAUAUUUGUUGUUGACCGUGGAUUUCGUGACUCCCUGCAAGUGCUUGAGGAGAUGGGAAUAAAAGCACAAAUGCCAAAGUUCAUGCCAAAGGGUGCCAAACAAUUAACAACCAUGGACGCUAACCACAGUCGGUUCGUAACAAAGGUCAGAUGGGUAGUUGAAGCAUCAAAUGCUCGAAUAAAGAGAUGGAAGUAUCUUGACCAUGUAUUGCCUACCAAUCAAGUUCCGUUCAUUGGUGAUUAUGUCCGCAUAAUUUGUGCCACAUGUAACAAAUACCUUUCACCUCUAAAUGCAACCAAAGAUUUGAUGGAUGACACACUUGUAGCAGAGAGAAUGAGAGAUAAAAUCCAGAAUGUUAACCAUUUACAAUCGUAUGUUCAAGAAAAUGAACUAUAUAAGCGAAAUAUUUCAAAAUGGCAAGCAGUGCAAGAAAUUGACAAUUUCCCCUCUAUAGAUGAUUUUACUCUUAGUCUUUUGACUCUUGGUACCUACCAAAUGAAACUUUGCCAAUCAUAUGCACAAGAGUACCUUGAUGGAGAUUGUGAUAUUUUGGUGUAUAAAGAAUCAAAAGACUUGUUGAGAGUAAGACUUCAAAGUCGACAUGUAUCUUCCAAGUCUUAUUUUGUUUGGAUUCAGUAUGAUUCAGACCAUGUCAAGGCUUGGUACUGCCAGUGCAAGGCUGGUGCACGGACAGUUGGAACAUGUUCACAUGUGGCUGUGGUGAUUUGGUAUCUAGGCACAUCUAGGCAGCAGUCUGACAGGUACGGAGUCCAAGACUGGACUCAAUACCUUGAUGAUGCUGCCGAGAUGCCGCAGCCAAUAGAUUCAUCCGACUCUGAAGACAGUAUUGUAGAGGAAUAAUAAGUAAAGGGAAUCAUAUCAGUAAUAUUGUCAGACUUAUUAUUUAUAUACAUAACAUUUGUAGAAGUGAUGUAUCCAAUGAUUGUUUCAUUUAAUUAAGUCUGCAAGUGAAAGGUAAUGAAGAUAAAAGGCACUGUUACUUAAUUACUCAUAAAUGAACAUGUAUGUUUUUGUUGCCAUUUUAUGAAUCAUUUUUGUGAUCUGCAUAUUUUCAUUUUUAAGACUGAUUCAUGUAAUCAUAGAUGUGCAGACUUCCCCUUUUUGUGUCGCCUUGAAAAGGCAACAUAUAGGGGUUACUUUUGUCGGCGGCGUCGUUGUCGUCGGUGUCGUUGUCGGUGUCGGCGUCCCCUAAAGCUUGUCCGGAGCAUAAGUCAGUCAUUAUAAGUUUGAUUGACUUCAAACUUGGUAUGCAUGCUUCUUAUAAUAACUCGAAGUGCAGUGCACAAGGACCGGUACUCUGCACUUCUUAUUUUUUGAGUUAUUGCCCUUUGUUAAUUUUCAUACUUUAUUUUUGUCGUGGCCAUUUCUCCUAAACUAUAUUGUUCACAAGGCGACACAUCCGACUCGCGGAGUUCUAGUUUAAGUGAUAAUGCCCAUAUAGUACAUUGUAUGUUACCCAGAAAUACCUGUAAGUUUCAAACAUAUUAAAAGAAUGAU